AUGGCGGCCAACAACGGGGACAGCCCGUCCCGCGCCGUGGGAGCCAAGCGCCGCGCAUCAUCGGCAGUCGAGCAUCCUGUCCCCGAGGCUGGAGAGUCGCAGGCCUCGGGCGGUGAGAACCUGGCAGCCUACAUCGACUCACUCAAGGACGAGCUGGCCUCCGACGUGGCGAAGUGCCAAGCGGUUGUCAACGCACUACAGCAGCAGGUGGCCAGCAUGCAGCAGAAGGUCGUGGCCACUGUCCAAGGCCUCGCCAAGCAAGUCGAAGAUCGUGUUGCACCAGUCUUGGCCGCGCAACACCAGCAGCAGCAAGCCAUACUUCGUCUUGAAAAUGAAGUCAAACGUAUCCGUGAGGAGCUGGGAGUGGUCCGCUCUGAAGCGCCUGCCACACCCCCGCCGAUCACCUCCGCCAACUGGGAGAGGGAGAUCGACCCCUGCGUCAUCGUCGUCAGGAGCAAGGACCAGAUCUCCAAGGAGAACGCCCUCCACGCGCUGCGGCCCUUGCUUAUGGAGCAGAGCCUGGCCGACACCGAGUAUGCCAUCGAGGGGGGUCCGACCGGCCGUCGCUUCCUGGUUCGUUUCACAGGAAAGUCCUUCAAGCGCUUGGCACUCUUCGUCCUCAGGUGCCUGGCGGUCAGCGGCGACAAUUUCAGGGGACAUCAGUCACUGGAGAACGCGAAGCAGAUCAAGACGGAGCUGUACACGAAGCUCAUCAAACAAGUGUUCAAUACACUGUAUGCCGACAAGAAGGUGUUCACCGACCGCCAGAAGGGGAUGGUUUCCAUCAGCUGGAAGCCGCUGGUGCAGGUGGAGCCGCAGGAAGGCAACCAUAACCCCAUCAUCAAGUGGGCCAACGCGAGCCUCGCCGCUGAAGGCUUCGAGCGUGGCCUCUUGGAGCCUGCGAUCCAGCAGGUACUCAUCAAGGAAGCGGAGCCGACUAAGUGGAAUCUUUAA
This is a messenger RNA of Prorocentrum cordatum, 954 nucleotides long. The record is from the annotation of a GenBank genome assembly. NCBI's taxonomy places the organism in Eukaryota, Dinophyceae, Prorocentrales, Prorocentraceae.